AUGGCUCAGGGAAAACACCGUAAACUGCAGGGCACGCACGAACAAGGCAAGACUGGGCUCGUCAAGAAGUUGGCAGUUGCGGGUAGUACACCGCAGAGUAUGUACAGUAAGUAUUUGGAGAGGAUGGAGAAAGUUAAGAGAGCACAUGAUAACAGUCUUGAGACAUUGCAAAGAAGGAGUGCUCAUCGUGUGGGCUCUCACUACGCGAUGCAAGUUGUGGCGUGUUCUGGUAUCAACUGUGAUAAAUUCGAUAGGGAUGAGUGGCGAGGCGAUUUCAGAGGCAAAAUCAACCAGGACUAUAAAUUGUCUUUCACCAAGGGGGGUAUGUGUUGUCGCACAGAGUCUUUCACUUUCCAAAACGACGCGUUUGUGCGGACCGACUGCGCUCAAUGUGAGCGCGGUGGCACUGGUCCCAGCGACAUGACGGAAUUCAAAGCACAAGAAGGCACGAAGAAAUACAUGUAUGAAAGCUCGAAAACUUACGAUCUCGCUGGUGCAUACAGCAAGUCAAUUGUGAAGAACACGAUUUGGUCGUCGGAGGCUAUGAAUUAG
Molecule: messenger RNA, 552 nt
Organism: Perkinsus marinus ATCC 50983
Lineage: Eukaryota; Perkinsozoa; Perkinsida; Perkinsidae
Exons: 4
Coding region: 1-552 (183 amino acids)
Source: RefSeq, a predicted model, not a curated record